UAGUCUACCUUGAGAUAGAUCAGGCGGAUCACCACCUGACAUUGCCAUCUCACCAUCUCUUGUAGCGAUUCCUCCAAAUCAUACAUACAGGUCAUUCCUCUGAGUUUUCACUGGGAUCCAUCCAUACAGUACCGUGUUAGUGUUCCAUCAAUCCCCCAGGUUCUGACAUGGAUGCUUUGAUGAACCGCUCCCGCGUGUUCGCGGAGGCGGUGGUGAUCAUGGUGUGCCCGGUGCUUCUCGCGGUGGCACUCCACAAGGUUGAUCUGAAAAGCAAGGAGCACGGGCAGCUCGCCGUGCCGAUCCUCAUGCUCGCCGUGGCAGCGGUCACCCUGGCAUCCGGCGUCGUCCCGUUCCUCGCUCUCGCCUUCUCCAAGAGCUUCAGCAACCACGCAUGGAGGCUCCCUGCCAAGGCGGCCAGCUGCCUGGCUCCGUUCUCGUGCAUGUGCCUCGUGGGCCUCGCGUGCUGGAUCAUGCACCUCAUCGUCUCCCAGAGCUGGGGCUACGCCUUCCCCGCCACCGGCGGCGUGUUCUUGCUCUGCAUCGUGGUCCGCUCCGUCCGCUACUGCCGUGCGCGGGGCGACGCGCUGCCCGUCGCCGUCGGCGCAAGGGACGCUCUAUGGAAGGCCAUGGAAGGGAAGCUGGACGACUCGCUCGAGUUCUUGGCCGGCGUCACCGCGCUGCUGUUCCUGGGGCUGGAGGCGCUGGCGUUGGAGGGCCAGACCAACGGCGGCCAGAGUGGUCGUCUCGCCGGGUCCAUGGGCGUAUGCUUCUUCGCCUGCGUGGUCGGCGUGUGCUUCAUGCUCGUCGAGACCAUCCCGCCUCCACCGCCGGGCAGCGAAGACACCGGUUGCCGUGCCAGCGUCGUGAGGAACCUCACGGCGAUAUGUGACAUAUUCAUGGCGUCUGCCAUCACCGCGGUCAUGAUGACGAUCAUGAUCAUGCUCGUAAACUUCCGGGCGCUGCUGUUGCUGUCGCCGCUCUUCCUCAUGUUGCUGGUGCAUGCGUUCGGUGUCCGCCGCGGCGGCGACGACGGAGACGGAGACGACGCGGCGAAGCCGGCGUCGCUCGAGCUGAGCAAGGUCACGUUCACCGGGUUUCUGGCCGUGUCGAUUCCAGCCAUCAAGAAGCCUCAUUCGAUCGACAUUUCCACCGAGUUGUUCCUCAUGUGUGCAGCAUCGGGCAUUGUUUCGGGCUUGGCUUGGAGGCUCCUGACGCACGCCAGGAUGGGGAGAAAUGCCAAUGUGGCUUCCUUCUGCACACAUUUCUGCAUUGCCAUUGCAACGGUCCCAUUUACAGUUAUGGCCGGAAACGCUCUGUAGUGAUUUUUUUCGUUAACACCAUUUGGUCUGAACAAAUCAACGUGUUUAAGUAACUAGCGUUAGACAUCACUAUUUACAAUGCAAGCAAUACUGAUUCACAAGAAAUUUAAUGUCACUUUUCUCUCAUUAUGUCUUGGGUGGUGUGUGAAACCAU
Messenger RNA from Oryza brachyantha (malo sina), 1473 nucleotides. RefSeq lists its product as uncharacterized. The record is from RefSeq and is a predicted model, not a curated record. NCBI's taxonomy places the organism in Eukaryota, Viridiplantae, Streptophyta, Magnoliopsida, Poales, Poaceae. The coding region runs from base 168 to 1319 and encodes 383 amino acids. The transcript is spliced from 2 exons.